AUGCUGUAGCCUCAUGUAAUUGCUUACUUUAACUCAGGUUAUCAAUAGGUGGAACAAAUGAAAUAUCCUAUACUCAACAGUAGGGGGAGACUUCUAUCACAAGUUGCUUUGGUAUCAUAUCUCCAUUAUUUAAAUUAUUUUAAAGCUUGCCAAAGUGUUUACCCAGGAUGUAGAUCAUGCUCCUACACCUCAUCUCUAGUGACCCAACCUAAUAAUUAGCAGAAUUGGUAGAGUAAUUCAGCUUUAACAUGCAAUGAAUGCGAAGAAGGACUCUAUAAAUAUAAUUACACAAGAUCUUAUUCAAUUAAAUAGCAAAAUGGUUAAUCAAUGACUCAAACUGUAUUUAUGAAUGUUUGCGUACCUGACUGCACCUUGAUAAGCUAGAAUUUGGUCAAUAAUCCGGUAACUCAAAUGUGUGAAUUCUUGGGCUACUACUGUAAAUACGGAGACUUUUACCAGGGCUGCAGGUAGUGCUCACUAGAAGAAAGUAAGAGUGGUGAAUAGUAAACUCCUUCUUAUACUUGCAAUACUUGUUGGUCAUCCUACAAUGCGAGCACUUAAACAUUUUCUGAUAGUCCUUCUGGUCCAGGAGCUAAAUCUUCAUGCUAGUUUUGCAAUCAAGGGUACUCACUUUAUUAGGAUAAAUGCUAUCUGAGGUGUCCAACAUCUUAUUUUACAUAAAUGAUUCAUAGUAGUCAAACAAAUCAACCUACAGCUGCUACAUGCACAAAAUGUCAUGAUACUUGCUAUAUGUGUAUAGAUUCGGGAGAUUAAAAUUGCACCAGCUGUAAGAAAGGAUAGUAUCUUAUAAUCACAUAAAUUAACACUCAAUCUGGAUAUUGCUCCACUAAGAAGGCUGUAUCUAAUGAUAUAAAAAACCAAGCAUUAUAUGUCACUAGUACAAGGGAUUAAACUGAUACUUAUGUUAUCAAUAAAAGCUAUGCAAAUGUAUAUACAUUUGACAAUAUACCAGAGGCACUUAAUAGAGCCUAUGAGAGCACUAAUACUGUAAGACCAGUUAUAUACAAUAAAGUUGGAGGUAUGUUUUCAAUUCAAGUUCCAUCAAGUCUUGAAUUCAGCAAUUUAAUUUUUGAUUCAAUAGACUCAGUUCUACCAUUUACUUCUAGCUAAGGUUAAGCAGCCACUUGUUUGAAUUAGGCUUUGCCUUGCUGCACUUAUACAUAUUCUGGUAUUAGUAAAGUUUUGAACUGUGGGAACCAAACUUGUGCAAUUAGAAAAUUCAACGGACUUUUUAAUAUGAUAAAUCAUAAGGAAUCAUCUAUUGAAAAGCAAACAAUUAUAAUAAAAGAUUCAACUUUUCAGAGUUUCAGUAUUUGCGGAGCUAUUUACUCAAAUGACUUGGUUAAUAGUAUACCUGGUUCAGAUUAAUUAACCUAAACUUUAUCCUAGGCAUAAUACUACCUAGCAGUAUUUAACUACACAAUUGAGGAAUAUUAAGAUCUAUAUUUUAACAAGGCAUACACUGGAACAGAUAGCUCUGAAAUUAUACUGUCAAGCAACACAUUUAAAAAUUUUCAUGCACUUAAAACUACUGAGUCCUAUAUAGAUGCAGUAGACUAUAAAACUAGAUAUCAUGGACUUAUCAUUUCAUUGAAAAAUUUCGGAGGAAGUAUUUAUGUUUAUCAGAAUUCCUUUUCUGAAAUCAUAUAACCUUUUUCUACUCCAAAUAACCUUAAUAAGACAAUAAGUGCGAAAGCUACUCUACAAAAGACAGAUAACUAUCCUAACUUAAUACUGGAUGAUUUGAACUACUUGCAAAUGAAUGAAUUAUCAGAGACUUCAGCACCUUCUGAAGUACUAUAAUGUGGAGGAGGGACUCUAAUAUAUAAUAACAAAUUUCAAGGAAUAACUGGAUUUGAAAUGGUGGAUAAUGGAUUAAUUUUUCUAGGAUGCAGAAAUACAAAAGAGAAUAUGAAUUCGGGUAUUACCUCAUACGAAUCGAUCUAUGAUAAAUAUGGAACAAACUAAAAUCAGUUCUAUGAAAAAUUCAAAAAUUUUGCUGCUAACCUUACCAGUCUAUCAACUUAAGGUAGUCUUAGUCUUUCUGUUUACAACAAAGUUACUCUUGUUAAGGAUGAUUCAAUUACAGUUAGCAAAUAUUAAUCAUAGUUCAAACUAAAUAGCUACACAGAUUCCUAUAUUGGAGUCACUUAUAAGGACGAUUAGACAUCAAAUACUUAUCUAGGUAGCUUAAUAAAUCUUAUGUGGGUCAUGGCAGUGACUAUUGAAUCUGAAUCAUUCGAAAACAUUGGUGGAUUUACUUAAGAGUAGUUAGAUUUGUCUCUAGUCUAAGUAGGUAGAGGUGCUUACUCUGUAGGUUAAAAAGAGAAACUGAGUGAACCAGAUAAUCGAGAUAACUUCUACUUAGUUCAACUGGGCUCAAGCAUCUUUUGCAUCUAAUAAAUGGUUUCAUUUACACUUAAAAACUCAACUUUCAAAAAUGUGUGGAACAUAGAUAGAUAUAAUUCAUUUGGUGAAAAUUAGUAAGCACUUAUUGCUUAUUUCUAAAACUAUUAUGGGAAUCUAACAAUUGGUGAUGACACAAGUACUAAAACAUAUAACACCUUUUAAAAUAUUGUUGGAAUGUUCAAUGAUGUAACUAUCUCAAAAUAUUCUUGGGAUCCAACAGAUAAAAAAUAUUAGUACAAAAGUAAAGAUUCUUAUGGAUUUGGCUCACCUUUCUUUUACCUUAAAAAUAACAAUCUAGCAAAUCUCAAUUUCAGAAAUGCUUAUGUAAAAAACAAUUAUGCGUACAACGAACAAACUUCAACAUCUAUUUUGGCGUAAAUAUUAGAAUAUGAAACACAGCGAACAGAUGAUGGGGUAAAUGUAUCUCUUUAGAAUAUUGUUCUAAGUAAUAAUUUUGCAUAAAAUGGAUAGCAAUAUUUUUCUUUAACAGCUAAUAAUCUUACUAUUUCAAAUGUCACUGUUUCAAAUAACGGAGGAUAUUUCAGUUCUGUAACCAAGGUUUCUCAAUAAGAUAUAAAAGAAAAAUAGACUUCAUCAAUUUUUAAACUGAUAAUCAAGCUAUCAAAUUAUAGCUAAUUCAAAAUAUAAAAUUCAGAAUUCUCAAGUAAUGAGGCAGAAGAGACCCCAUUAUUCGACAUUUCUACUUAAUCAAUUGAUAAAUUUUUGGACUACUAUUCUUUUGUUUUCUCUGAUUAUGGACUUAUUAAUGCUGAUGAAAUUAUCAAUUACUUAGAGUUUUAUGAUUGUACUUUCUUCAGUAACACUGGUUCAUCUGCCUAAACCUUUUAUCUGGCGGAUAACAUGGUUUAAUACUUCAAUGUAACAAAGAGUACUUUUUCAAAUACAACAUAUGAUUUCGAUGAUAUCAAUGAUAUCUUAUUAAGCUCUCCAACUGAAUAUUAUAAAGACUCAGCAAAAUCGUUAAUAGUAGCCUCUAAUCAAAAAAAUAUUAACAUUUAAGAAUGCGUUGUGAAGAAUAUUCAUUUCAGAUAUAGCGGAGCUUUUAUUUAGUUAGAUUCGCUAUCAACCGCUAGCAUUACUAAGUCAACAUUUUAAGAUAUUAGUUCAUAUUUAGCUGGAGUAAUCUUGCUUAAGAAUAGCAAUCUGACUAUGGUAUCAAACGUAUUUGACUCUUGCUAAGCAGUAACUGUUGGUGUAAUCUAGGCUCAAGAUAGUUCUACAAUUGAAGUAAACUCUACAACAUUUCUGAGCAACUUUGCUACUGAAAUAAGUGUCUUCAAAGUCUCUGCUAGCUCUGACAUUAAAGCAUAUGGAUGCAGUUUCUAUUAGAACUAUGUAUCAUUACAAAACACGAUCGGAUAAUUCAUUUAAUCUAAAAACUCUUAUAUCAAGAAUUCACUUAUGAGGUCGAACUAUAUCUAGACUGGUGGGUCUUCAAAUACCCUAGAUAAUAAGGCUAUCAAAAAUUGUGCAGGUAUUCAAGUUGUUCUUUCGAAUGUUUAUUUCAAUUAUUCAACCUUUUAUAACACCUAUUAAGCAUCAGAUUCGACUAAGACCAUAUCUGGAAACUUUAUCUAUGCAAUUUCAGAUUCAAAUAUAUACUUAAAUAAUACAAAAUUGACAAAAGGAUUAGGUAAAAAUGGGGGUGCCAUAUAUUUGCUCGGCUAUUCUAAUCUAACUGUUGAAAAUACCUAUUUUAUAAACUGCAACGUGACAAAUCAAGGAGGAGCUAUUUAUGCUGCCUCAUUUGAUCAGUUCUCUAUUAUCAACUCUUAUUUUUAGGAAAAUUCAGCAACUAUUUAAGGUAGUGCAAUUUACAUAGCUAAUUCUAUUGGAAAUUUAACAAUCAACUCUUCAAGCGAAUUCAGUUCAACAAAGUCUACUAACUUUAUAUACUUAAGUUCUGUAGAAUCAGUCAAUAUAACAAAUUCUAAAUUCUAUAGUUCUGCCAGUACUGAGUUAUAGGCCUCUAACUAUUCAGCUAUUCAUGUUGAAAAUAUCAAGCAGUUCUAGCUUUUGCACUCUGAGAUGAAAUAACUAUACACAACUUCUAAAGGAGGUUGUCUCUACAUCACAGAAAAUUCAAAUAAUAAAGUUACUAGUAAUUACGCAAGAUACUUAAUCUCUGCAUCGAAUUUCACAAACUGCACUAGCCUAUAGGGAGGAGCAAUAUACCUUGACAAUAUUUAGGGAGUAUAAAUUAGUAGUGAAUCAAACUUUGUCAAUAAUUCAGCAGUAUUGUUAUCAUCUGAAGAUUCUGACUCAUAUUCAAACGGCAUCGGUGGAGCAAUAAAUUUCUACUGCAGUUAAGGGGGUGGUGCUAUUUAGUGGAAUUAUAAUGAGCCUCUGAUGACUUCUCUUCUUUUGAGAAGUCUAGCAAUGAGAGAUCUUUAAACUUCUUUUUCUUUGACAGAUCAGAAAUCAGGAGGAACCUUAGUAUCAAUAGAUCAGAAUAGUAAACUCUACAUAAGUGUCAUUUAAAAUACAAAGUUAGAUUUUCCCUCAACUUUUGAAACUGAAACAAGCUUUUUAAUCUCAAAUGGGGCUUUCAAAAUUGACUCCCUCAAAUUUGUUGGAUAACCGAACUCCUCUUAGACAUUUAGUUUUUCAACUGAUGGAAUUGAUUACACUAUUCCAGAUAAUAAGGCUUAUUAUUCCCAAAAUUCAGAUAACAGUAUCACUUCACCUUAAGUUUAGACAACUUCAUCAACAAACGUUUAGAUCAGCAUCAGUCUCAGAAAAUGUGAAUCUGGAGAGGCACUAUUAUCUUCUGGAAAAUGCCAAGAUUGUGCUGAGGACACAUACUUGCUUACUUCACCUUCAGGAGUCAUUAGCUGUAAGGCUUGCUAAGCAGAUGUUUCUUAUUGCUUCGGUCGAGAUUAAGUAUUUCCUAAAGCAAAUUAUUGGAGAAGUAGUAGUUAGAGUGACAAUUUCUUAAGAUGUAGAAAUGAUAUUGCCUGUCUUGGAAUGAAUCCUCCUGAAAAUAACACACUUGGUGCUUGCUAAACAGGGUAUUAAGGUAUCCUUUGCACAGAUUGCUAGAUAGGAUAUUCAAGAACUGGCACCUAUUUAUGCUCACUUUGCCCUGAUCAAACAUCGAACUCUUUCAAGCUUUUGGCUCUUUUUAUAGCAAUCAUUUUAGGUCUAGUUAUGCUCAUCAGAUCAACAAUUGCUGGUGCUUUAGAAUAAAAGAAUUAUUUAUCAGUUUUUAUCAGAAUAUUAAUGAACCACUUUUAGCUUUUGAUUAUUACAGCAUCAUUUGAUUUUGAGUGGCCAGAACAGUUACUUGAUUUCUUUAAUUCAGUAAAACCUGUUUCUGAGGCAACAACUCAAUUUUUAUCUGUUGAUUGUUUUAUUGAUACAAGGAAAAAUAAUGAUGAUUUAGGCAUCAUAAGAGCAUUUUAUGCAAAGACUAUUAUACUUGCUUUAGCUCCAAUAAUAGUUGUUGCAGUUUGCAUUAUAACUUGGGCGAUAAUUUUUAGAAUUUAAGACAGAAAAAAGCAUAUUUUUGAAAGGAACUUAAGACUAGAAAUUGAAAAAAGAAGAAAACAAGAUGAAUUCAAGAGAUAAAAUGCUGUUAUCAGAAAAACCUAAGAUCUUUCAGAGAUUGCAUCAGAUUCUAGUAGAGACAGUAAAAUGAACUUGUAAACUGGAGUUACUGAGAAAGAUCCAGUACUCAAUGAAGAUGAGAAAGAGAUCUUUGAAUAACUUUUAUCAUAAAGAAAGGAUAGAAGACAGGUUGCAUGGAUGUUGAUGGUACCAAUAGAAUGUCUGGGAAUUCCUGCUUAUGGUUUUUCAUUGAUUUAUAUUAGAAGAAAAGAUCUUGCUCUUGUAGAAGUUAAAGAAAAAUAUGGCUUUUUAUACAAUGGAUAUAAGGAGCAUUCGUUCUUUUGGGAAAUAUUUAUUAUGUAUAGAAAAAUAACCUUUAUUUUCAUCCAAGUUUUCCUUUCUCAAGUAGGAAAGGUUGUGCAGAAAUUUUUCCAAGAACUAAGAGUUACUCUUAAGAAAAAGGCACCUAGAGUUUAUUUUGUUCUAUUUUUAUACUUAAAUAAAAGCAGAGAUCUCUAUCUGAAUGGAUUUAUACCACCAGAAGACUAAGCUCUACAACAAAUUAUAGUCAAACUAAGUCAAUUUAAAGGAUAGAUUGAUAGAGUGAAAUCCUUUUAAAAGCUCUAAAAUCAUUCAAUCGAAAAGUUAAUUAUGGAUAAAGAAAUGAACACAGCUAUUGGUAAUUAAAUCAUUUAUCAUUUCAUUUUAGGAUAAUUCAAGCUCAGACCGAAACAUGACACUGAGGAAGAUACAUAAAAAUAUGAUAGAAAAUUGAGCAUUGAAUUUGAUGAUUAUCCAGAUAAUGAAAAAAGUAGAUAUGUAGGACUUCAUAAUCAAUACUCUUAUGAAGAAUUCGAUUUAAAUCACAACUUCAUGCACCUAAACAACGAUGCCAAAACAAAUUUUGACUCUGGAAGGGAACAUUAUUAAUCAGUGACUGAAAAAUAUAAUAAUGAAAUCGAUGAAUAUGAUAGAGCUAGAAAUAUCUACCUCAACAGAAAGGCAGAAAAGAGAAGCUAGCCUAAUUCUCCAAAUAGAAAUGGAAAUAUCUUUUAUAACAGUCAAGAUAUCGAAAGAAGAGUUUAGACAAAAAAGAAUAUAAGCUCAUAAUUUGUCAACAAUUUUUCAAAUCCACAUUUUGUAAAUCAUGCUGUUCAAAUAUAGCCAAAUAAUGCGUCUUUAUCAAUAUCUUCUCAAGGUUAAAGUAGACAUAGUUCAGCAUAGAUGAAAGCAAGAAAUGAUAAAAUAUUAUUUGAUAAAUCCAUUGAGGAAGAAGUGGAAUUCCAAUCUGAAAUGGCAAGAUAGCUUAAUGAUCCUUCUGGAUUGAGUAAAAGAUAUAUGUCUUAUGAUCUUCAAUAUGGAAGCAAUGAAGUUUUCUUUACAGAUAACAAACAAGAUGAUUCUCACUUCAUUAUAUCAGGAGGGGCAAAAUUAAUGAUGUCAGAAGAGCAAAUAUUUGCAAAUGAUUAACAAAAUAUUGCUGAUAAAAUUGAUUUAUAUCAAUCUCAACUUUAGAGCCAGCUCUAAAGUGGUAUCUUCGACAUAAAGUUAAAGUAGCAAAAUAAGAUGAGCAAGAAUCAAUCUAGUCACCAUUUUGGAGGUGGUACUUUACUGAAUCUUUACUAGACUAAUCAAAAGAAGUUAAAAGGACGGAUAAGAGAUUAAAGGCUAAGAAAAUAUGCAUUUAAAUCUGAAUCAAGGCUAUUUUAGGCUAAAGUAGCACCAUCAGAAGUUAAACUUGAUGAAAUAGAAGAUUACGAUACCCAUUAAAUCAGAUAGCUUGCAACUAUAUAACCAGAUGAAGAAAAUAAAAAUAAAAAUCAUUAUCCCUAUGAUGAUGAAGACGAAAUCGAUUUCUAAGCUGAUAGCUUCUCCCAUGAAAACUCAACUGGAAAGUUAUAAUUAUUAAACAUCUCUAAUGCACUUAAUUCACCUUAAGCACAAGAGCUUAAUAGGAAUACUAUUCAAGAUUGA
Messenger RNA from Stylonychia lemnae, 7974 nucleotides. NCBI's taxonomy places the organism in Eukaryota, Ciliophora, Spirotrichea, Sporadotrichida, Oxytrichidae. The record is from the annotation of a GenBank genome assembly.